Molecule: messenger RNA, 873 nt
Organism: Talaromyces atroroseus
Lineage: Eukaryota; Fungi; Ascomycota; Eurotiomycetes; Eurotiales; Trichocomaceae
Exons: 3
Coding region: 1-873 (290 amino acids)
Biological process (GO): fatty acid beta-oxidation
Cellular component (GO): mitochondrion
Molecular function (GO): enoyl-CoA hydratase activity
Source: RefSeq, a predicted model, not a curated record
AUGCCGCCUCGAGUUAUUGCGCUUACAAUAUUCCGACCUGCUCGGCAGACAACAAUACUCCCACGGGCUACAAGCACGUUAAGCUUCCAGAUCCGUACAAACACCACAGCUACAACUGGCGGAAGUAGCAUAAUCAACAUCCAACAAGUACCUGCGCCGGGAUCGGGAUAUGCCAGGAAUGCGAUAUCGAAGGAGUUACUGAACACCUUGCGUUUCCAGGUGGAUGCUAUUAGCGCGGAACAGGGAAAUGGGCCAACGAGAGCUUUGGUGCUUGCUAGCAAUGCCGACUCGGCAUUUUGUGCGGGGGCUGACUUAAAGGAGAGGAAAGGAAUGACUAAAGACGAACUUGAGGCUCUUCCAAUUCCUACAAUAUCUGCGGUUUCCUCGGUGGCUCUUGGGGGUGGUCUCGAGCUGGCAUUGUCCACCCAUCUUCGCGUUUUCGGAUCAUCUAGUAUCGUCGGUUUGCCCGAAACUCGGAUUGCCAUUAUCCCCGGCGCAGGUGGCACGUACCGGCUUCCGCGGUUAAUUGGACAGAGCCGUGCACGCGACUUGAUUCUCACGGGAAGAAAAGUGUCAGGUCCGGAGGCAUAUUUCCUCGGUCUUUGUGACCGCCUAGUUGAAGUGACGCCCGAGGAGGAAAAGCAGGAAGGUGUGGCGCGGAAUAAGAUCCUUCACGAAAGUGUCAAGCUCGCUCUGGACAUCUGCGAAGGUGGCCCCAUUGCCAUUAAGCAGGCACUGCAAGCAGUGAAUCAGUUUGAGAAAGUGGAGGAAGCUGAAAACGCGGCAUAUGCGUCAGUAGUGGAUACAGAGGACCGCCUUGAGGCUCUUCAGGCUUUUGCAGAGAAAAGAAAGCCCGUGUAUCGAGGACGAUAG